Pungitius pungitius (ninespine stickleback) is the source of this 2723-nucleotide messenger RNA. RefSeq names its product RAS (RAD and GEM)-like GTP binding 2 (gene rem2). Bases 568 to 1497 code for a protein of 309 amino acids. Gene Ontology annotation, cellular component: plasma membrane. NCBI's taxonomy places the organism in Eukaryota, Metazoa, Chordata, Actinopteri, Perciformes, Gasterosteidae. Gene Ontology annotation, molecular function: GTP binding; calcium channel regulator activity; GTPase activity. The transcript has 5 exons. The record is from RefSeq and is a predicted model, not a curated record.
CUGGCGGCCGCGUCCCCCACAACGACAAAGAAAGGUGAACCUCCGGUCCAACCUGAAAACGGGAAAAGCCGUGUCCGGUGAGAGGCUUGACCCUUAGGAAGAUCCCUCUCACUGAGGGAAGACCCUUCCCCCCCCAUACAUACAACAGAUGAAGGGAGGGAGGGUGAGCGAGGGGGGGAGAGAGGGAGAGGGAUGCAGGUAUUAACUGGAGGUGGGGAGGGGAGCCCAGUGGCUGUUGGCACGCCGAGGUGACAGGAGGGGGAGCGCCGUGCCGCUUCACACAAGAACUCGCCUCUCAUUCCGUCCGGAGACGCAGGUGUAGCCUCUUUUUCCCGCUCCUCCGGCCGCAGACUUCCACCCUCUGCUUUCCGGUCACCACGGGCGGAUUUUGCACGCAAGGGAGUGGGAAGAAUAACACGAUGUUGAACGAGCCGUGGCGCGUCUCUCGCGUGCGCCGCCUGUCACCGCCGCUGUGAACGCGAUGCCGGCUCCGCGCGCGGCGCAGACGAGCUGAGGCGGUUUUUAACGACAUCACCUGUUCCACAAAGAGAAGACUUUUUGACAACCAUGGCGGACCAGUACAGUAUGUUUCUCACCACGGCGCCCCCCCUGCGGCGGGGAAGCACGCCCCUGCCUCUCAAACACCAGCUGCGCAGGGAAGAGGCCGUAUCAGAGGACUGUGAUUGGAUCCCGGGCAUGCAGGAGCCGGCCACGUUGCCUAUCAGUGGCACAGGUGUGUCUCGGGAUGAAUCCGGCGGCCAAUCGGCAGCCGCCCAGUCGGCUUACCACAGCCACGGCGGAGCUUUGAAGAUAGUGCUACUGGGACAGAACGGCGUGGGCAAGUCGUCGCUAGCCUUAUCUCUGGCCGGGCAAUCGGACAGAUCCCUCUCUAUAGACUCUGAGACGCAAGCAUGUGGUGAGGGCUAUGAGUGCUCAGUGACCAUCGACGACGAGGACAGCAAACUCAUUAUUUUUGACAACUGGAAACAGGAGCUCUCCACACUACAGUGUGAUGUGUGCAUCCUGGUCUUCUCAGUGACUGACAGGCGAAGUUUCCACCGCACUGCCCAGCUCCGCCUCCUCCUCAGGGAGUCGCAGCCACACAUGCCAAUCAUCCUGGUGGGCAACAAGAGCGACCUUGUCCGCUCGCGUGAAAUCAGCUCAGAAGAGGCCCAAUCCAGCAGCAUGAUGUUCGACUGCGUCUACAUGGAGCUCUCAGCCUCACUGGACCAUGGUACCAACGAGUUGUUGGAGGCUGCAGUUCGAACUGCAAGGGGUGACUGCGUGGGCCCCGGCUGGGCCGACGGAGAGUCCGGGGCUGGCCGCAGGGAGAGCCUAACCAGCCGGGCCAAGCGCUUCCUGUCGGGCUUGGUACCGCGCUCGUACGGUAGAGACCGGGACCGGGAUCGAGGCCGCUACAGGGAGAUGAGCCGCCACCGGGGCAGCAAGAUCCUCCGCCAGAAGUCCCGCUCCUGCCACGACCUCAGUGCACUGUGAUAAACACACACACACACACACACACACACACACACACAUACACAUAGGGCAUAGGCAUACACACACCAGAUUGAGACGGGAGACGUUUAACCAGAAAGAUCUUAAAAUGGAAGAUGGUAGGGCCUGUAGAGGAUUAGGCGUAGCAACGAGGAAGGGAAUGGAGGAGACUUCGAGGGGUGGAAGGACAGAAGGGAGUGGCAGUAAAGGUGGAUGGAUCAGCCAGGAUCACAGCGCCGAACCUUUGGGUUCUCCCUAUCAGUGAAACAAAUGUUAAGAGAGAAAGAGACCGGGUUUGUUGCUUCCAGCUCGGGUGAAUCAGCAAGCCUUCAUCAACUGAUGAGCACAGGAGGGAAAAUUAGAGAGUGUCACAUCAAAAUGCUGAUUGAAUGCUAACUGUGGCGAAAUGGCAGCGUGGAGGAGUCACAAAUUAACACACAUCCAAGUAGCACGCACUGAAUAUGUAGAGACUGAUAGCAAUCUAAUGUGUACCUAUUGUGAACCCUGUUUUAUAGCAUGCAGAGUAGACGAUCUAAGACGAGACCCCGUAGGUUUACAGUUACAUGAUACUGGGUUGACUGCACCUCAGUGGCCAAUAGCUAAUGCACAAUCCAGCUAGUGUCUUUAGCAAUGCCAUCUUAAAGGCAAGACCCUUUAUUUACUUAAACUCAAAUGCCCCUUUGGGCAUUGUUUCUUUUGGACCCAUUCACACUGCAUCCCCUGAUUAUGUUCCGUGCUGGUUUUGAAGUGUUUGAUGACACCACCAAUGGCACAUGUUCAUGUUCAUCUGUGAUUUUUUUUACACGGCUAAAACCCAUCAGCUCCCAAGCCAUAUUUCCGCUGAAUGCACCGUGAGCGCUCAGCAUGAGGAACCCUUUAUGUGGAGCGAAAGCAAAAAGGUCAAAGUGGCUCAGAGGAAUUGACCGGACUGAACUUUUCGUCAACAGAAACUGAGUCACAGAACACCGGCAUGUUUGGAGGCAAGAAAAAAAAAACCUAAUCUACCUGUGGCUGUUUGAUGUUUUUUCUUUCUCUUUUUACCCUCUGCCAUCAUCAUGUGUUGAGAAGGAAUUCUGUGGCUGACCACAAAAGGGACCCAGGGGAGAACAUUCUGGAAAACGUUGGAUACCUCGUCAAGCUUUACUGAUAAAUGCUCCCUCUUUGGUCACGGUCUACCAAGCACUCUCAUCUUUCCACUGAGAAUAAAUUCUUUUGUUUGACAUCCUGAA